AUGAUACUGAGCUGUCGAAGUGUGGCCACGGCGAGAGGAUUUUUGUUAUCAACUCGUCUUAUUAUGGGCUGUGCCGUGAGCCAAGAAAGCGCCAUCGCCACUGUCUCGUCAUCUUCAAACACUGCAACAACAUCCACCAGCAGUUCAAAUACUUCACAGAAAUGGGCCACUUCAAGGACAUCGCGUCCAGUUACAAACGUCACACAGGUUUCUGCGAUUCACACCACUUCAAUGGAUUCCGGCAGCUCAACUGUCCAAUUACCUUCUCCUCGUGGCAGUCUUACCACAGCCGUCUCCACCUCUUCUUCGGGAGCUCAACGACAAAUGUCAGCCAAUUCGGAGAGGAGUCUGCACACGAGGCCCUUGUCGGAGACUGCUGUCAUUUUGCAAAGUCAAGCUGUGAAAAUGAGCACCGGAGCCGGAGAUUCAGCAGUUUACGAAGCCGUCGAGCGUGGAUCUCUUUAUAGUUUGGAUUAUAGAGUUUAUAUCAAGGGACCACAAGGAAUCGUAUCUCCUUGGCACGAUAUUCCAUUGUUCGCCAACAAGGACAAGAGAGUUUACAACAUGAUUGUUGAGAUUCCACGUUGGACAAAUGCUAAAAUGGAAAUGGCCACCAAGGAACCAUUCUCGCCAAUCAAGCAAGAUGAGAAGAAGGGUGUAGCUCGCUUUGUUCACAACAUUUUCCCACACAAAGGAUACAUCUGGAACUACGGAGCUCUUCCACAGACAUGGGAAGAUCCAAACCAUGUUGUUCCUGACACUGGAGCUAAAGGAGACAAUGAUCCAAUUGAUGUUAUUGAAGUUGGAUCAAAGGUUGCCGGACGGGGAGCUGUUCUGCAAGUAAAAGUUCUCGGAACAUUGGCUCUCAUUGACGAAGGAGAGACCGAUUGGAAAUUGGUCGCAAUUGAUGUCAACGAUGAGAAUGCUGACAAGUUGAAUGACAUUGAUGACGUCGAAAAGGUUUAUCCUGGACUAUUGGCUGCAUCUGUUGAAUGGUUCCGCAAUUACAAGAUUCCAGCAGGAAAACCAGCCAACGAGUUCGCUUUUAAUGGAGAGUUCAAGAACCGAGAAUACGCGGAGAAAGUCAUCGAUGAGACCAACGAAUAUUGGAAGACUCUCAUCAAGGAAGCAAACCCAUCCUUGAACACAGUCUCUCGGGUUCCAGAAGCUGUUCACCAAGGAACUGAUGAAGCGGCCGCAACUGCCAUUGGCGCUACCCCAGAACAUGGAGCAAAUGCUCCACUACCAGGAGAUGUUGAUAAGUGGCAUUUUGUGCAAGGAUGACUAGUACGCCCUGGAAGCCGUGAAGCAUCUUCAAAACUUUAAAUUUAUUGCACUGUCGCUCCCUGAAAUUAUACUGACUCCCUCAUUCUCUUGUUUUGUUCCAACGUAUUUGAUUAUUUGAUUCCUUUAAUUUUAUAUUGUUUUUUUCAUUAUUCGAAAAACUUUUAAAAAUUGAAUUGGGGAUCUUCUCUGUUUAUGUAUGUGAUGUUUUCUUUUUGGUUUACCACCAUACGUGAAUUAUUUGUCAAAUCCAAACAGAUCUUUUAAAUUCAAAGUUCCUUUGGAAAAAGCAGUGAGCAGAGUCAGCACGAACUCGAUAAACAGAAGAAACAAUUUAAA
Messenger RNA from Caenorhabditis elegans, 1623 nucleotides. RefSeq names its product Inorganic pyrophosphatase 1 (gene pyp-1). Gene Ontology annotation, cellular component: cytoplasm. Bases 1 to 1284 code for a protein of 427 amino acids. The record is from RefSeq and is marked reviewed. Gene Ontology annotation, biological process: phosphate-containing compound metabolic process. The transcript is spliced from 6 exons. Lineage: Eukaryota; Metazoa; Nematoda; Chromadorea; Rhabditida; Rhabditidae. Gene Ontology annotation, molecular function: magnesium ion binding; inorganic diphosphate phosphatase activity.